AUGGCUCGUACUAAGCAGACGGCCCGAAAAUCUACCGGUGGUAAGGCACCGCGCAAGCAGCUCGCCACCAAGGCGGCUCGCAAGAGCGCUCCUGCCACGGGAGGUGUGAAGAAACCUCAUCGUUACAGACCCGGUACGGUCGCCCUUCGUGAGAUCCGUCGUUACCAGAAGAGCACUGAGCUUCUGAUCCGCAAACUGCCAUUCCAGCGUCUCGUUCGUGAGAUCGCUCAAGACUUCAAGACCGAUCUCCGUUUCCAGAGUUCCGCCGUAAUGGCCCUGCAGGAAGCAAGCGAAGCUUAUCUCGUCGGUCUCUUCGAAGACACGAACCUGUGCGCUAUCCACGCUAAGCGUGUGACGAUCAUGCCUAAGGAUAUUCAAUUGGCGCGCAGGAUCCGAGGAGAACGUGCCUAA
Vanessa tameamea is the source of this 411-nucleotide messenger RNA. RefSeq names its product histone H3. Gene Ontology annotation, cellular component: nucleosome. The record is from RefSeq and is a predicted model, not a curated record. Gene Ontology annotation, molecular function: DNA binding; protein heterodimerization activity; structural constituent of chromatin. Lineage: Eukaryota; Metazoa; Arthropoda; Insecta; Lepidoptera; Nymphalidae. The coding region runs from base 1 to 411 and encodes 136 amino acids. The transcript has a single exon.